Messenger RNA from Protopterus annectens (West African lungfish), 1799 nucleotides. RefSeq names its product chaperonin containing TCP1 subunit 5 (gene CCT5). Gene Ontology annotation, biological process: protein folding. The transcript has 11 exons. The coding region runs from base 82 to 1707 and encodes 541 amino acids. The record is from RefSeq and is a predicted model, not a curated record. Gene Ontology annotation, cellular component: chaperonin-containing T-complex. Lineage: Eukaryota; Metazoa; Chordata; Ceratodontiformes; Protopteridae. Gene Ontology annotation, molecular function: ATP hydrolysis activity; ATP-dependent protein folding chaperone; ATP binding.
CGAUCCACUUUGUGUGCAGUACCAUCCUUCCAUGUGUUCCCUUUUCGCCUUUCAUGUUCGUGAACUGCUCGUAGGUUGAAGAUGUCUGCUGUUGGGACGCUAGCAUUUGAUGAAUAUGGGCGUCCUUUCAUUAUCAUUAAGGAUCAAGACAAAAAAUCGAGAGUGUCUGGUCUUGAUGCGCUGAAGCAACAUAUAUUGGCAGCAAAGGCCGUGUCCAAUACAUUGAGGACUUCUCUGGGCCCCAAUGGACUUGAUAAAAUGAUGGUAAAUCAGGAUGGAGAAGUAACUGUCACGAACGAUGGAGCAACCAUUCUAAGUAUGAUGGAUGUGGAGCACCAAGUUGCCAAACUGAUGGUGGAACUGUCAAAGUCUCAGGAUGAUGAGAUUGGUGAUGGAACCACUGGAGUCGUAGUCCUUGCUGGGGCAUUGCUGGAGCAGGCUGAACAGUUGCUGGAUCGUGGUAUUCAUCCUAUUAGAAUAGCUGAUGGUUAUUCGCAGGCUGCUCGUGUUGCUGUUGAACAUCUGGACAAAAUUGGUGACAGCUUUCCUGUGGAUCCCAACAAUACUGAGCCCCUUGUUCAAACUGCGAUGACAACACUUGGAUCCAAAGUUAUAACCCGUUGCCAUAGGCAAAUGGCAGAAAUUGCAGUAAAUGCUAUCCUGACUGUAGCAGAUAUGGAACGUAAAGAUGUUGAUUUUGAGUUGAUUAAAGUUGAAGGAAAAGUUGGCGGCAAAUUAGAGGAUACCCAACUGAUCAAAGGAGUGGUAGUAGACAAAGAAUUUAGCCAUCCUCAAAUGCCCAAGGUUGUACAGGAUGCAAGACUUGCUGUCUUAACUUGUCCCUUUGAACCACCAAAGCCCAAGACCAAGCACAAGUUGGAUGUGACUUCAGUGGACGAUUACAAAGCCUUGCAAAAAUAUGAAAAAGACAAGUUCAUUGAGAUGAUAACUCAGAUUAAACAGACUGGGGCAAACAUUGCCAUUUGCCAGUGGGGUUUUGAUGAUGAAGCCAAUCACCUAUUGUUACAAAACGAGUUGCCUGCUGUCCGCUGGGUUGGUGGUCCUGAAAUUGAGUUGAUAGCUAUUGCAACUGGUGGGCGCAUUGUGCCUCGUUUCAGUGAACUUACAUCCGAAAAACUUGGCUUUGCUGGCAUAGUCAGAGAAGUCUCAUUUGGAACAACAAAGGACAAGAUGCUAAUUAUAGAGCAGUGCAAGAAUUCUAGGGCUGUUACAAUAUUCAUCAGGGGAGGAAAUAAAAUGAUUAUUGAGGAAGCAAAACGGUCUCUUCAUGAUGCACUGUGUGUAAUUCGCAAUCUCAUCCGUGAUAAUCGUGUUGUAUAUGGAGGUGGUGCUGCAGAAAUUUCUUGUGCAUUGGCAGUAAACGAGGCAGCAGACAAAUGCCCUUCCUUGGAGCAGUAUGCUAUGAGAGCAUUUGCUGAUGCAUUAGAAGUCAUACCCAUGUCCCUGGCUGAAAACAGUGGUAUGAAUCCUAUCCAGACAAUGGCUGAAAUCAGAGCUAAGCAACUGAAGGAGAACAACCCAGCUUUAGGAAUUGACUGUAUGCAGAAUGGAACCAGUGAUAUGAAGAAACAGCAUGUCAUUGAAACAUUGAUUGGCAAGAAGCAACAGAUUUCUCUGGCAACGCAAGUGGUUAAAAUGAUUCUAAAAAUUGAUGACAUCCGCAAACCUGGAGAGAUUGAAGACUAGUGGUUUACUUCAUUUGUAGCUAUUUAUUGUUUGGAUUAAAAACUUAUCAAAGUAAGCUCUUAACUCUUGCACAAUAAACAUGUUGAAGUAUG